UGUCUCUGCGGCUCGGCCCCUUGCCUCUUGUGUGGCUGCUGCCCUUCUACAAAGAACUCCACUAUAACCCGUCUGUGUUUCACCUUGUUCCUGUUCCUGGGCACCUUGGUCUCGAUUAUCAUGAUCAUUCCUGGAGUAGAGGCCGAACUCCACAAGCUUCCUGGGUUCUGUGAAGGGGGCACGUCGAUUCUGGGCACCGAGGGGAAAGUCAACUGCAAGUCCUUCCUGGGUCAUAAAUCUGUGUACCGCAUGUGCUUUGCAACGGCCGCUUUCUUUUUCCUGUUCGCCUUGAUGAUGGUCUGUGUGCGGAGCAGCAAAGAUCCACGGGCGUCGAUACAGAAUGGGUUCUGGUUCUUCAAGCUUCUGAUACUGAUUGGGAUCACCGUGGGGGCCUUCUACAUCCCCGAUGGAGCAUUCACACCUGUUUGGUUCUACUUCGGCGUGGUGGGCUCUUUCCUCUUCAUCCUCAUCCAGCUCAUCCUGCUGAUAGACUUUGCGCACUCCUGGAGUCAGAUUUGGCUGCACAAUGCGGACGAAGGCAGUGCCAAAUCCUGGUACGCAGCCCUCUUCUUCUUCACCUUCCUCUUCUACGCCGUCUCCAUCGCAGCCGUGGUGCUCCUCUACGUGUAUUACACAAAACCAGACAGCUGUACAGAAAACAAGGUGCUCAUCAGCCUCAACCUCAUCUUCUGCAUUGUGGUUUCUGUGCUGUCCAUCCUGCCCAAGAUCCAGGAUGCGCAGCCCCACUCUGGCCUUCUGCAGGCUUCCAUCAUCACGCUGUACACCAUGUUCGUCACCUGGUCAUCCCUCGCCAAUGUGCCAAACAAAUACUGCAACCCCACCCUUCUGGUACGAGUGGAGAACAACAGCACAGCAGUGGUGUCGGAUGGUGAGCCGCUGACGCAAUGGUGGGAUGCACCAAGCAUUGUGGGAUUGGUGAUAUUUGUCCUAUGCACGUUCUUCAUAAGCGUCCGGUCCUCUGACCAUGCCCAGGUGAAUAAGAUGAUGCUGACGGAAGAGAGCUCGGCAAUGACAGGUGGGAACACCCCAACCUUGGAAGAUGGGGUGCACAAGGCUUAUGACAAUGAGGAGGAUGGAGUAUCUUACAACUACAGCUUCUUCCACAUCUGUCUCCUCUUGGCCUCCCUCUACAUCAUGAUGACCCUCACCAACUGGUACAGACCUGAUGAACAUUACCAAGUGCUCACCAGUCCAUGGACUGCGGUGUGGGUGAAGAUCUCUUCGAGCUGGGCCGGGCUUCUCCUCUAUGUGUGGACACUGGUCGCCCCCGUUGUGCUUCCAGACCGAGACUUCAGCUGA
Molecule: messenger RNA, 1320 nt
Organism: Euleptes europaea (tarantolino)
Lineage: Eukaryota; Metazoa; Chordata; Lepidosauria; Squamata; Sphaerodactylidae
Gene: SERINC2
Product: serine incorporator 2
Exons: 9
Coding region: 121-1320 (399 amino acids)
Cellular component (GO): membrane
Source: RefSeq, a predicted model, not a curated record